AUGAUACCAGGUUUUGAGGUUCAUUUUGAACCGAACGACGGCGAGGAUGAACAUGACGAUGAAACCGAUUCAGCCGAUUAUGAAGGAAAUGGUCAAGAAGGUCAUCUAAAUGAUGAAGAAGAGCAUCUACGUAUGCAAUGCUUUUGUCACACUCUUCAACUUACAGUCGGUGGUGGUUUGCAAGAGUGCAAAACCAACUCUUGCCAAAGUUGCAGUAAUCGAAAAACUCAGGAGCUCUCAACAUCGUACACGUUGCUCAACAAUCUUUUGCACAAUGUUGGAUUGUGUCGUACACUUCUCAGUUCCUUACUUGAAUGA
Messenger RNA from Adineta ricciae, 318 nucleotides. The record is from the annotation of a GenBank genome assembly. NCBI's taxonomy places the organism in Eukaryota, Metazoa, Rotifera, Eurotatoria, Adinetida, Adinetidae.